Mercenaria mercenaria is the source of this 16282-nucleotide messenger RNA. Its product is annotated as NBAS subunit of NRZ tethering complex-like. Lineage: Eukaryota; Metazoa; Mollusca; Bivalvia; Venerida; Veneridae. The transcript is spliced from 59 exons. Gene Ontology annotation, molecular function: SNARE binding. Gene Ontology annotation, cellular component: endoplasmic reticulum membrane; Dsl1/NZR complex. Bases 4 to 6993 code for a protein of 2329 amino acids. The record is from RefSeq and is a predicted model, not a curated record. Gene Ontology annotation, biological process: retrograde vesicle-mediated transport, Golgi to endoplasmic reticulum.
AAGAUGGCGGCUUCGGACGUGGAAACGGAGGGUGAAAAUAUUUUGUACGAUUUGACAGUGCAUGCCGAAUGGAAACAAGAGAAUGAACCUUUUAGACAUGCAGGCGGCAGACACAGUCAGCAUUCAGCACUUGGGAAAAUAACUUCAUCUACUCAAAGAAGAGGUUGGACAGUGUUACGUAGCAUUGGUUUACCUAUUCAGACAGCUAGUCCAUGUUACCUUCCACCAAGUCUUGUCAAACUUGUGAACUGCACUAUCAACUGGCAGAUAGCUGUUAGCAGAGAUGGCAGUGUUGUUGCUGUUAUGCAAGACCAGGGGGUAGAAAUAAGGUCUAAGAGAGAUGAUUAUGCUGUUGUGACUGGUCGUGUGACGUUGGAGAAAGAUGGCCACCCACAGUGGCGCCGCCUGGUGUGGAGUCCUGACAAUACAAUGAUAGCAUGUUCACUCAGCAAUGGAACUGUACAAGUGUAUGAUAUUGUUGGGACACAGCUAUUCUCUAUCCCUGGAAAGGAAGUUGCCCCAGGUGUCACAGACUUAAGUGAGGCUGUAGUUGCCCUUAUAUUUACAGAUAAAGUUCCUGAUAAAGAAUGGUCAUCAGAAUUGCUUGUUAUAAACUACCAUGGAAAGUUAAGUAGUUACAAAGUGGACCGAGAUAAGGGAUGUGAACUUCUUCAUACAUUUGUCUUCAACAGCUUGUACCCUCUUGGGAUCAGUUGUGUAGAGUACCAUGGAGAGGCGGGGCUACUCUAUGUUGGUGGGUGUGGUCAAGAAGAAGAGGGUAUGUCUGAAGCUACUAAAGAGGGUCUGACAGCAUGGCGUAUUCUCUCAGACUACCCGCACUACAAAGUGGUGACAGAUUAUGCUGAAGAUCUGAGCAGGGCACAGAGUCAGAAGUCGUUGAGGAAAAGGUUCAAGUUGUUCAACUGGUCUCGGUUGAGAGGUGAGAUACAGGAGGGCAUGUUCCGGCUCAGUCUGUCACCAUGCAGGAAGUAUGUGGUGUCGGUCCACUUCUCCGGCAAGGUGUGUCUGUGGGCAGUACCAAGUUUAAAACUCAUCAGAUCCUGGAAACAAGAAGAACAGCCGUACGCUGAUGAAAUAAGUCCCGAGUUUACAGAGAAUCCUCAAGUCAGGAAACAAAUUAAAGAUCUUGUUAACACAAGAAAUCUGUUGGAUAUAAAUUGGUGGUCAGAAGAGGCAGUUAUAUUAGGGCGAGGUACAGGAGCUGUGACUGUGUCAUCUAUUAGCACACUGAAGAAUCUGCUAGGGAACCAGCCAGAAUGGUUUGAGCCAGCUCCACGUCUCUCAGAAGUGCAUGAUGGAGGCUUUCUUGGUCUAGAGGUAGAAUGUCGUUUUCCAUCAAAGCGUCGUCUGGUGCCAGACUCGGGAGAUGAAGAGGAUGAAAGUGAUGAAGAGGAGGCAGGUCUUGUGUCAAAGUCAUGGGGGGUGGCCAAACAAUGUCUGCACUAUGUCACUGACAUGGACACAUUUAAACCACCAAAGAAAAAACCCAGACUGGUAAACAGAACAUACAGACUUGUUUGUCUGAAGUCAACCACUCCAGAGGAAUUAUUUGCUCGCAAGUUGGAGAAUGAAGAGUAUGGUGAAGCUAAGGCCCUGGCACAGGCAUAUGGUCUGGAUGUAGAUUUGGUUUAUCAGAGACAAUGGAGGAAAUCACCUGUAGAAAUAUCUUCUAUACAGGACUAUCUUAGUAAAAUCAGCAAGAGAGCCUGGGUGUUACAUGAAUGUAUGGAGAGAAUGUCAGAUAAGAUAGAUGCCAUGAAGGAACUGCUCGAGUUUGGUCUGAGGGGGACAGAUCUACCAGCUCUUAUUAUGAUUGGCAAAGGUGAAGAUAAAGGGAGGUUUAUACUGAUAGACCCAGAGGAUGGUCUGUAUGAAGAUAUAGAGCUGGAUGACUUUGAUCCUGAAGUGGAAGAGAAACGUGAAAAACUGAAACAAGAUCGUAUAGAUCAAUUUCUGACUGAAGUGGACUUUGACAAUUUAACCCUGGAACAAAGAGAGCUGUGUAGAGCAAGGAAGAAACUGUUACAGUAUUUAUAUAGGCUGAAAACAUAUGAGUAUAUUUUGGGUGGUGUAAGCUAUGCAGCUGAGAGAUAUGACCCAAAGUUCUUUGAGAAAUUCAGAUCACAGAAUAUUGUAGAGCUAGCUGUUGAUUAUGCACAGAGCAGUGACUGGAAGGCGCUAGAGACAUUGUUCACAUUCCAUGGACAUGAGCUCCUACCUCACAGGCUUGCAAUUUUGAGCAAUUUUCCUGAAACAACACCACCAUCAGAAUACAAGACGUUGUUGCCUGAAAUGAGUGAAUCAGAGCUGGUUCUUUGGCCCACAGACAGAUGGUGUAAACUAGACUGGGUGGACCUGGAACCAUGCAAGACAGCACUGGAACCAAAUGCAGUGGACCUGGGAGAAUUUAUAUAUGAAGAAAGGCCUGAUUUUAAGAAAUAUCGAGGAAAUAUCACUGGCGAAACUUUGACAGACUGGUACGAGUAUCGAGGAAAGGAGAUAGAACGCCUGUCUAGACAAGCUGAUAGUGCUCUAGAACUGGUCAAACUUGCUGUCGAAAGAAAUGUACAGGGGCUUGAAAAUGUACUUGAUGACCUGGUUACCAUGGAUAUGCUAGUGUACAGUUGUCAUAUAGAUGAGACAUUGACGUUUGAAGAGUUACAGGAAAUGGCAGACUAUGAUAAACUUGAGCUCCUUAUGUCAAAGUCGAGUGAUGAUAUGUAUUCCAAAAACUUGAGGAGAUGGAUGGUACCAUUCUUGAAGCAGUGUGACAGACGGACACAUGGAGCAUACAUUCACCUGCUCCGAGACUACGUUGUAACGUCUGCCAGGUCAGACCUAACACGACCACUUCAUGUAUUUGAAGCAUCAAAAACACAUUUACCAAAUCCAGUAAUCCCAAAGCAAGCAGAGUUGAUGUCACUGGGUAUUGAUGCUAUCUAUAGUUGUCAAAGGGAUGACCAGCUACAUCUGGCGGAGGAGAUUUUAAAGUGUUUACCACAGAGAGGAUAUGGGGCAGACACUAAGGAGAUACAGAGGCUUCAUGUGCUGGUAGAUAAACUCGAAGAUCAUCUCAAUGCUGCUAAAGUAUUGGCAGAAAAUGGAAUUAAAAAGCCUGUGUAUUACAUCAAAGAAACUGAGACAAAUGCAGAUGAGGCUGAACAGUUGAUGAUCAGACUGACCAGAAACAUGGGCAGACGGGAGGGUACAGCAAGCGAAGUACAAUGGUCGAGACUUCACAGUGAGAUGAUGCAGUUACAAGAUAAAGUCUACAGAUGUGUCUCACCUUCACUCUGUCAUGCUACAUUUGUAGAGAGCUUGCUGUGCUCAAACAACUCCAGCUAUAUACAGCUUGCAGGACAGAUGGUUGAGAGAAAUGUAUCUGAAUCUCACAGGCCCACACCUCUCAUUUACACCAUGCAGACCAAGGUUCCCUAUACAAAGGCUGCGGAACUGGUCCUCAUGGCAGCGCAGGAGUACUUCAAUUCUUCUGCCAGUCUCACUGAUACAUGUAUGGUUCUAGCAAGGUCAUGUCUAAAUCUGAUACAGGACAGUCCUCCGGUCAUCCAGGAGGAACAUGAUCUAAUCUCGUCUCUGUCUGUGCUCGAGGACUUUGGUGUUAAAGUUCUUCCAUUACAAGUACGACUGUCUAAAGACAGACUAGAAUUGGUACAACAGGCUGUAGACUGUAAACCAGCGUCAUAUACACAGAAACAAAAGUUGCUACGACUAGGACAUUUACUGAGGAUAACAGCUGUUGACAGGGUUGACAGGGAUGGAAAAGUUCUACAUAUCCUUGCUAGAGCUGCUGUCAAGAAUGAAGAUUUUCCAUUUGCCUAUGAUGUCUGCCAGGAGUUGAUGUCCAGUUGUCAUGGAGCUGCCUGGGAUGUCUGUGUGGAUCUAGCUGAACAUGCAGCAUUUCAAAACUUCCGUGCAAAGGUGGAGCUGUUAUCUUUUGCUGUGACAUUUUGCACACCAGAUAUGAUUGAACCUAUCCUACAAGCCAGGGCUCUACUAGAAACACAGGUACUGUUUGAAGGAAUUAGUUCCAAGGUUCAGGAGUCGGAAGAAGAUUCAAACAAGCGAGUCAGUCCAUUUUCUUCUAAAGCUGCUCUGCAGCAGACACAGCAUAUACUGGCAUCAACAAAACAGACAACAAAAGCAGUUUUAUCUACUGUAACAGAUUCUAAAUGGUGGCAUGGUACAGUGAACAGAUUGCGUCAGCCAAUGAAACGACAGGAGUCAUACGAUAUGACAAACAGAAACAAGAAGCUAGAGUUACAGUCUUGUCAUCCAUUUUAUGAAGGAUUUAUUGCAAAUUGCUUCUCUAAUGUGGAUGAGGCAGAUUUCUGCCAUCUUGAGACACAUGUAGAUAUGGAGACCCAGAUGAGUGAGAAGUUGCUGAGAACUGCACAGCUAGAAGAGAUGUUGACAGAAGGAGAAAAAUCCCAGUCUGCUACAGAAGUGCUGUUGCAACUUGCCAGUGAGUGUUUCUGUGUAGACAACACGCUGAGUUUAGCUUAUUUACUGGCCCUCCAACAGCCAACAGAGGCAGACCGAUGUUUUGAUGAUCAUCCGAGGACAGAUAUAUCUCUACAGCUGGCAUUGUAUUACUAUGCCCUACAGCUAUAUUCAGCAGUCAGACCAGUAGAUAUGCCACAUAUAUCUCCUCUCUAUGUCAGAGAACCAGUAAAGGUCAUGCAGAAGGUCACUAGUUUGGUCUGUCAAAAGAAGGAAAUUCAAUGGCCAGAUUAUGUCCUUGACCUUGUGGAGAAGAUAAAACAUUACAAUGAGAUGCUAGAGGACUAUAGACAGGCCAAGAUACUGAAAAAACUAGACCGAGGUAUAGAUACAGAGAGGUUCACUUCUGAUGCAGAGUACAAGACCGAGACUAUAUUGGGACUGGCUAUGACAAUUGAGGACAGUAUAUAUAACAUUUCUGUGAGUUUGGCUGAACGUUAUGAUAUACCACAAUGGCAGGUUUAUGCCACACACCUUGAAUUUCUUCUUUGUGAUAGUGGGUUGUCUGUAGAAGAGCUUCAGGCAAGAGUGGAUAAACUGAACAUUAUAGAAGUGUUACGCUCUCGACCAGAUGAGUUCUGUGAGCGUAUGAAUACCUAUGUGUACCCAUCACUGGAUGGCACAGACCACCAAAUGUUACUGUUUUACUACAGUACGAUGCAGGGAUGUGAGAAAGUGUUACAGGGUAGACUUACUGCAGAUAACCAUGUCAAACUCCUCAAGAGACUCAAAUCUGUUGCUUCUGGAUUAGACUAUGGACAGUUGAUGAAGCAAGACUGUGAUGUUAUAGAAGUUCUCUCCCCUUGUCUCACCUCCAGUAAUGUUAUAACUUUUGCAAAACUUGCUAAGCAGAUUCCAGAUGGGAAAGGUGGAGUAUUAGAUGCUAGUAUUAUAAACUGUUGCUGGGCAGCCAAAUUUUUCUGGGAAGGAGAUGGAAAGAAACAACCAGACACAACAGCUGCCUGGGUACAUCGUUACGAGGCUUGUUCGGAGUAUAUUCAGAAAUUGCAUUCACAUCAUGUGAUAAACUUCCUCCAGGCUGUUGUGUUCACAGAGAAAUCAAGGAUAAAGCUUGAAGUAGAAUGUCGUUUGGAGAUAUGUAAGCGAAUGCUGAAGUUUGCACGACAACAGGCUCAUAAAAAGAAAAAAUCUGAGGAAGAAAGUCGGUAUCCAUGGGAAACUGUAGCAACGGUUGUACAGGGAUAUAUCAAACAUUUGGAAACACUCAGUAACCCUGUUGUCAUGGUGAUGGCAGAGUCAGAGGUCAAACAGGUGCAAGAGUACCUGAAAUUAUAUGACCUUUCAAUGGGAACAACAAACAAGGUACAUGAACUUCUAGUCAGUAUAGUACUGGAUGGUGAGCUGUCACUUGAUGCUGUUAGUGAGUUUUUGUCAGCAGUCUCGGACAAAACUUGGACCAUUGUAACAAUAGUGAAAGAUGCUGUUGAUUAUCUCCUUACAUGUUUAAGCAAUAAGGAAAGUGUCUUUAAACCUCUGAAUGUGGUAGAUCACCUGAAGUCCUUGGAGAAAAUUGUAGAGAAUAUACAAGAUCACAUAGAAGCAGGUGGAGACUUAAUCAGUUCGGAGGAGUUGAUGUCCCAGCUGCGGCCAUUCUGUUCCGAUUCCACUGUGGAUGUACAGCCCAGACUUGAUGUCCUGUAUAUACUUGAAAAGAGUUUCAAGUUGUCAGAGGAAGAUUCUGUCUUACUAACAUUGUACAGAACACAGGCAGUUGUGUCAGAAAUCUGGCCACAAUGUCAGGUCACCGAAGCUGAGAUAGGUUCUACUGAGUCAAGACACAAGUUAUUUCUUAACUUACUCCAGAAGAGUAACACAUUACAGGGAGAUAACAAUGGAAAAUCUCAGUUUUCAGCACUUUGUCGUCUUCUAAAAUUGUGGCCAUCUUUUUCCAAGUUGAGCGACAUAGAAAAGCCUUGGAGCAGUCUGUUUAAGUCAAUGGUAGUCAGUGGUUGUCACUACAACGUAUUGCUAGUCUUAGACACAGUGAAAACAACAGAAACCAGUCUUUCAUUUCAGAAUAUUGAGACAGUGUACAAAGAAAUGGUUCAACAUGGCUACAGUAUAGAGGCUGUCAAAUUUUCUCUUAUCACUGAACAAAGGGAACUGUUUUCUAGUGCAAUGGAUCUGUUGUCACGACUACCACAGAUAAAUGAGGAUGCAGAUCUUAUAAAUCUUAUUCUGAAGCACCAUCUUGUACCUGAUCUGGUAUCAACAACACAUUAUCCAAUCAUUGUGCAGUAUGUUCUGACCAAUCAGGAUCCAGAGAUUGGGUCAUGUAAUCACCUGUCUGUGAUAGGAUUAGCCAAUCAGCUUAGAGAUAGAGGAUUUGAAGCUGAGGCUGGCAGUUUAAUGCUGAAAACAAAAGCUGUCCCACCUCUAUUACAAACUUUUGGAACAGCCCUUGGUUCUUUCACUAAGUGGUUUAAAUGAGAAUUUGUUUCUGUGCAGGAACAACUGGUAUCUGUCAAAAGUGCUUUUUCUCUUCAAUGACACAAUUUACUUUGGAUGCAUAAGUUAAAUUUGCAUUGUUGAAGGUUAAACUUUUUAGCUCACCUGUCACAUAGUGACAGGGUGAGCUUUUGUGAUCGCCCUUCGUCCAUCGUCCGUCCGUCCGUCCUCCGUCCACAAUUUCUUGUGAACAAGAUAGAGACAACAUUUUGCAAGCAAUUUUGAUCAGACUUGUACAAAACUUGUAUUGGCAUGAUAUCUGAGUUCCUUUCAAAAACUGGCCAGAUCCCAUCAUGGGUUCUAGAGUUAUUGCCCCUUAAAGGGCCAGAAUUUGCUAUUUUUGUGCGUCAACAAGGACUUCGGACACUAUCAUAUGCUUCUAGCCUACAUUUUAAAUGCAAAUUUCUCAUUAAGUAUUUAAACAAUACCCAAAUCAUUUCGAGUCAAUGAUAACCAACGUAUUAGUUAUUUUUUACAGCAGAAACUGAUUUGUAUCUGUUCCUAUCAAAAUGUUUUUCUUAUUUUAUCUGGGCAAGGUUAUAUUUUCUUGAAAAAAUAAAAUAUUUAAUUUCCGUAAAAAUAUAAUGUCAUCACUUUACGGAAGUUUCAAAUAUAUGAAUUCCAGUCGAAAAAAGUGACAAAAUCUGUUUAUUUUAUUACUCAAAAUAAGACCAACUAUCUCGUACAGUACUCUUUUUAUUAACAUCAAUAUAUACUGAUACUUGUAAUAAAAGUUCCACAUUCAUAUAUAAUCAUGUAAUCAACUUGGAUUAAUUAAAGUCUGUUAAUAAUAAUGGAAGUUGAUCGGCCGCUCGUGACUCAACAAGGGUCUCACCGUGUAGAGUCUAAGUGGGAUAAAAUUUCCAUCGACCGAGAGGAGAACAGACGCUCCAACCCAAGGCUUGCAAACAUCACUAACUGUAACCACGCAACCACACAAUCCAUCGAAUCUCGAAUCGUGAAUCCAACCCAGCCCGGGUCUCACCGGAAUGUGGGUCAAAUGCACAACCCGAGCAAUGUAGAGUGAGGCAAUGCAAUACAACAGCACGCAUGGUAAGACAACGCAAGACACUUUGUACACUUUGUACUUUUGCAACGGGUGUCACUCAAACGCAAAUACGCAACAAUGUCCAUUGAACCUCGAGCCACAUAUUCCAUUCAUUUGGGGUAUCACCGUAUAAUGAGCGAAAUCGCAACACAAGUCAAUGUAAGGCAAGGCAAGGCAAGGCAAACUGACACCCCUGAAAGCCAGGCCAAACAACGCAACACAUGCAAUACUAGGUAGGAAUCGCCAAGUACUAGGGCAAAACCUUUUACUAACCAGUUAACACAAACUGGUAAACAUGUGACACCCAAGAUACAUAACUUGAACGCAAACACACAGACACCGCAUCCGUUCACCCCACGGCCGACAGAAUUAUACCGCCACAAUAAAUUUAUAAUUUAUCCGCCAAAAUUCUAGCGAUUUUCAGAGAUAUUCUUUAAAAUUGAAUCCCUAAUAUAAUCCAAGUAAAACUCUAGUCCUACUUCAUUCAGAUGAACCCCAUCUGGCCGAAAAAAUGGAGUUUCGGCAUCAAUAUCGGGCUGAAUAAUAUCAUAUCUACCACUAGAUCGAACCAAUUUGCGGCCUGCCCUGUUUAUACGAAUGCGCUUUUGUUCAAUUACUUCAUACCCCUUUAAGGCCCCUCUCCAGACUUGCCUCUGAAGAAUGUCUAUCCAGACUAGAAUAGAAUCUGGAAAGGCGUCACGCAAAUAUUCUAUUUCAGUUUCCAUUGUUCUUUUAAGUUGAACAACUGUGGAGUCUGUUAAAUCGUUCCCACCUAGGUGUAAAAAUAUAAUUGAUGGAUGGGAAGAAAAAAGCACCUUAGCCUCAAAUUGCUGUCUGAAAUUCCGCCAAUGCAAGCCUCGCACCCCCAGCCAGUCAAUGGACAAAUCCGGCAAGCGUAGAUUCAGUUUGUUCGUUUCUUUUGCCUGCACUCCAGCCCAAUAUGGGAUCGAGUCUCCAAGGACCCAUAUGUCUAAAUAAAAAUUAUACGAGAAUGUAUAAGUGAUUACAUCUUAAUUUGUAUGUUGAAUACUGACAUAUGACUUGGGUCUCACCAAGCAUAUAAGCCUAAAGUCACAACACUAUUAGUUACGGAUAUAUAAUUUGAAACAACCAGACGACCAUCUACCCAGUUUCAUUAUUGCUUCUGACGAUAGGCCUUGCAUUGCUAAAUCUGUGGCUCUACCAAUUCGAAAGCUAUGGGUUUUAUAACUGGUGUUAUUGAAUAUUCGAGCGUUAUUCAAACAUUUGGCUAAAACCGUAGAAAACUGAGAUCUUGUCACAGGUGUCCCAUUAUGAUGAAUAAAUAAAGGGCCCUGAAAUUUUGGUCUUUUUUCGCUAUAUAUUGAGAUAAUGCACGGACUGGACAAAUCAUAUCCUCGUCCGUAGGAAUUUUUAAUGUAACCUGAUUUCCAGCCUGAUUAGUUUUGAAAUAAUGAAGUUUGAUAAGUACAUAUUUGUUAUCUAUAAUGGACAUGUCUGCGACUUUAACAACUCUCUGAAUUUGUGAAGUCGAAGGGGCUACUAAUUCGCUUACCCGAAACAAACCGAAGUAUGCUACAGUAAACAAACUACAAAAUAGUUUUGCCUCAUAAUCAUUGUAGCAUGUACGAGGUAAGCAACCGCAUAUAAUCUUUAAUAAUGAUUUGGUCAAUGGGGCCCGAUUGUCUCGUGUAACACGAUUUCUUCGACAACCUUCUAACAGUUUAUUUAUGAUAAAAACCUUGUGUAAGUCAAAAAACCCGUGCAAUUUGUGAAAAUAAUUUAAGCCUGCAAUAUAAGUUGAAAUCGUCUUAGAAGAUUGACCCUUCUCAAAACAACAUGCAAUAAACAAAAUGAUGUGUUGGAUUGGUAUCGGCCAUUGUAAAGGUAAAUGGUAAGUGAAUUGGAAUUUUUCAAAUACUUUAAUAGCAGUAUUAUACGUAGCUGACGUAUUAGGUGCUAUUCCGGACUGUAACAGACUUCGAGCUCUAGAUCGAAGACGCUCCACAGAAAUUCCAGGACCUGUUGAGAUUGUGGAUCUGCAUCUGGAGCUAGUUCUCUGAAUCUGGCUGACUGAAAUCAAGAUAAUGCGUCAUAAAUGUCAUUGUGGCGACCUGGAACAUGUUCAGCCUUAAUAAGAAUAUUCAGCUUCAUACAGUGAAGAGUUAAGAGCCUAACGAGACGCAUGACUGAUUCAGAUUUCGAUGACAACUUAUUCAAAAUACUUACAACUGCCAUAUUAUCGCAGCUGAACCUUAUUUUUUGUUAACUAACUCUGAUCCCCAAAUGAAUACUGCUUCUAAAACUGGAAACAAUUCCAGGAAUGUAAUGUCUGCCGUAAAACCACGCUUAUGCCAUGAAUCGGGCCAUUUCGCUUGGCACCAAUGACGUUGGAAAUAAAUACCAAAACCUAAAUUUGUGCCCCCGGCACUAUCAGAAAAUAACUGUACAUCUUCAUUUGAAACCCAAAAUCUGUCGUGAAAAACUGAAAUGCCAUUAUGAUUCUGUAAAAAUAUAACCACAUUGCUAAGUCGAGACGAAUCUCUUCCUUAAUUCUUACAUGAUGAUAUGGUUUCGUCAGACCACAAAUUGAGUUUAUCAGACGGCGAAUGAAUGGUCGACCAGCUAUAAUGGCUCGACAGCAGAAAUUCAAAGAACCAAUCAAAGACUGUACUUUCUUUAAAGUUGAUUUAGGCUGCGCUAAAAUGUCCUUAAUUUUCUGAACUACCUCCUGUAUUUUCGUAAUAGGAAUUCUUACAACCAUCUGGUUCGAAUCUAACUCUAGGCCUAAAAACACCAAAACUUCCGUCGGACCUUCAGUCUUUUCAGUUGCCAAGGGAACACCCAACUCAGACAUGGUAUCUUGAACUAUCUUUAAAGCAUGGGUACAAGACUCGGUCGUUUUGUCUCCUCCUAAAUAAUCAUCAAGGUAGUGUAUUAAUUUAGCAGUGUUCAAUUUUGAUUUUAUGCAAAACUCCAAGAACCUGGCAAAUCUUUUAAAUGUUAUGCAACUGAUUGAAGCACCAAAUGGCAGCGCCUUGUCAAAAUAAAAUUUUUCCUUAAAGCAAAAACCCAGUAAUUCGAAAUCUGAAGGUCUGAUCGGAAUUAAACGAUAAGCACUUUUGAUAUCUGUUUUAAAUAACUUACAAUUGCGCCCUAAUUGUUGAAUCAGUUUAACUGCUUCAUCGAAACUUGUGUACUUAACCGAACAAAUGGCUGGAUCAAUAAAAUCAUUCACCGAAUUACCAGGGGGGUAAGAUAAAUGAUGAAUCAUUCUAUAUUCACCUGGAGUCUUUUUGGGUACUAAACCUAUUGGUGAAACCAUUAAAUUUGGUAGUGGUCGUUCUUUGAAAGGACCGGCAACCCGGCCAGCAUCAAUUUCUUUUUUAAUUUGUGUACUAAUUAAUUCUGGGUUGAACUCUGUGGAACGUAAAUUUUUUGAGUCGCGCGGUUCUCGUGGCCCCAUAUAUUGAAUGGGAAAUCCGUAAGUAAACCCGUCUAAUAGAAAAUCUGCCUCUUUUUUAUCGUAUAAAUUUAGUAGCGUUUCAGUGCUGAGAUUUUCACAGGUGAUUUUGCUAAAGUGAAAAGAUUUUUAUUCUGAAGCUGACAUGAAGCUAUCGAUUCAUUUCCUAAACUGGUUCUUGGCUCGACCACGUGACUUGAAGAGUGACUGUGACCCUCUACCUCGAAAGGGAGCUCGAAAUGAGGGCGUUUGACUACCUAAAGUCUUGACCGACGUAUUGAUAUAGGUACAAGCAACCUCUGGAUGAGGAGCAUAACACCUUGCACAUACGUGGGCAAAUCUGCAGUUGGGCCACCUACAAUUACCAGAAUUGAAAUCAUUGCACGUGAAUCUAACAGGGUUAGUUUGAUUAUUGGAGACUGGCUUUACCUGCAUGCAACGCCACCAUAGAUCAUUAUUUAUUUUUGACCAAGGGGCUGGGGUGAUAGCUUGACGUAAAUUUACAUACUCGCCCUUGCAAAUCUUUUGUUUGAGAGAAGCUGGCACGUGAGCUGCCAAAUCGUCAUCUGCCAAGCGCAAAGCUUGUAUAGAAAUGUCACCUAGCGAAUUUACUGAAUUGUGCGCUGAAAUAUUAUCAUGAAAAGGAAUGCUUGCUGGCGCGUGCGUAGCUAGUGUAUUCGCGUCGCCACACCCCAUUCGAAAAUUGUCGGUAUGCCCUAAAAAACUAUUACAGUCCCCAUUUUGAGGAACUAUGUUUGAAUCCCAAAUAAUCUGCUCAAAAUCAAUGAUACUGUUACUUGACCUACCUGCAGAAGAUUGUUGGACUCUAUCGUCUACCACGUUCUCCUCCAGGGCGUCUGCACGACGUUUCUGACCGCGCCCUCGGUCUGCUGCGGGGUCGCCGUCAUGCCGGUCGUCAAUCUGCUCAGCUACGUCUCUCUGGACCUGUCUCGGUCGUAAAACCCUCUCUCCUGCCUGUUCCUGUUGGUUGCCAUUGUCUUGCCCUUCAUUACGCUGGGCAUCUCUGUUACGAAGAGCCCUCCGACGCAUCGGUUCCUGCCUUCGACCACGUGGCAUUGCAAGUAAAUUUGCAGACGUGUUGGAAUGUUUUGCCAAAUAAUUCUAAAUAAUUCUGACGUUAGUACGACGGUGUAGCUAGUCAAAUGUGAGAGAACUGCACGAGAUUUUUGCUUAUAUAGUAUGUUGAGCUGGGUACCAAUUUAGCAUGAAUAGGAACCAAUCAUGAGCAACCAAGUGUAACAAUAUCGAUGGUACUUUAUCUAUAGAUUGCAGACGACAAUUUGACAUGAUAUAAUAGCAGACGACAAUUUAACAAACGAUAGCUUGAGAAAAAAUAAAUCAAAUUAUUUUAAUUCUAAAAUAAUUUCCAUUAUUUAAGGAAAAAAUAACAUUUUAAGAUUAAAAUCCUAUAAAUAAAUAAAAAAAGAGAACGAUAUUUUUGUAAACAACCUGUACUUGAUUUAUCUAUACACUGUUCGUAAUGUAAAGUUAUUGAUGCAUUACAUGUGUGAAUAGGUAUACAUGUAUAAGUGACCGGUCAGUUUUAUUACAGUGGUUCAGGUAGUUAUUUAAGUACAUGUACAUGUCUGUAUAGCUCUGUUAUAAGUGAUGGCCGAUAUUUGUGUGCUGUAUAACAAUAAUACUAAGAAAAGGCAGUAAUCUUAUCACGGCCUUAGGGUGGGUUCUUGCUUGGGAUAAGUACCAGUGGCACAGAUAAUAUUUGAGCCGCGCCAUGAGAAAACCAACAUAGUGCAAUUGCGACAAUCAUGGAUCCAGACCAGCCUGCGCAGGAUCCAUGCUGUUUGCUAACGGUUUGUCUAAUUCCAAUAGGCGUUGAAAGCGAACAGCAUGGAUCCUGACCAGACUGCGCAGAUGCUCAGGCUGGUCUGGAUCCAUGCUGGUCACAAAGCCACUAUGUUGUUUUUCUCAUGGCAUGGCUCAUUUCGCUUAAACAUGUAAUAAAAAUGUAUCCAAAAUGACAGUUCUUUCUGAGGCUUGCCUAAGGAAGCUGGAUUGGAAAAAAUUAAAUCGGGAUAAGUCUGACAACAACCCAUCAUAGAUAAUGUUGUCUAUUCAGGGCUGAAGUUGUGGGCAAAAUAUAUCCGAAAUGUGUCAUUUGUAGGGCUAAAGUAGAAGCAGGUCGCUGCAUAAAAAUUCCAUCUGAAACUCGGCUGGACCAAUUAGUACGUUUUCGCGUCUAGCCGUAUUUGUAUAUGCCAUCUGCUUGAGACCACUUUCGUGGCAUCACACUGAAUGUGAAACCGUCACUGAUAUGACAUGUCAAGAAGCUACUGUUCUUGACCUAUGCAUCACAGGCAUAUCAAUGCCAAGCGUUAUUUCUGUUGGAUAGACUAUAGUCAGGAUCAGAUUAACUGCUGUGCACAUAUUGCCUCUUUUUUGUUGUGUUUAGGCCUAGUCCGCCGCUAAGAACAAUCUUCAAUUCAGUUUUCACAGAAAGAAGAACAUGAAGUAAUGAAUGCUUGUGACAUUUAGUAUGUGUCUGAAAGAAAUAAAUGACCAUGUAAAUGCACAGAAGAUGAAGAAAUGAAAAAAUAUAUAAAACUACAAAAUAAUAAUAAAAACAAAAUGGAAAACAAAUUACAUCUUCAUCGCUAGUGGCGAGCGCGUUGCAAGGAGGACAUGCAGAAGUUACCUGGUGUGUUGCUAGUAUUUGACAGCACACAUUUGCCAAUCUACUGCAGCAAACAACCAGGAUAAGCCAAUGAAAAUUUAACCCAAUGAAUAAUAAUGAAUUCACAGUAUUUGCUUCUCUCACUACUAUACAUGUAUAACAUGCCUAAAUGUGCCCUUUCAAACAUCUGUAUAGUAUUUGAGUUACAAACAGAUGUAAAAAUAUGUGACUAUCAAAUUAUUAAAAAUGAAUAUAAAAAGUAUUGGUUACUUUACAUUUGGGAACACCCUUUAGUUAUAUUUUUUGUUUAAAAGUACUGCUCCACCCCUUGCAUCAAUACAAUAGUCAUAGAAAAUGUGUAUAAUUAAUAUCUACAUAUGCUGGCCAAAUAUGGUUUUGAUGCACGGGGGGUGGGGGGGGGGGAACAAUGUUGUUUAAAGCAAAAUAGCUUUUAUAUGUAGAUAACAGGGUACGUAAUUCUGUUUAGAGCAAAAAUUACCAUUUUACGAAACAAAUAUUGAAAAAUUUGACUUUAAGAAAUAAUCUCAAAUAUGUAUUUUAAUGGUAUAUGUAAUUAAAAACUUAUUUCUCAGUGGUUUAUUUUUCACUCUUGGAGUAGGCAAAUUCAUGUAGAAAGUGUCCGAAGUCCUUUCUUGUCUGCACGAUAGUGGUUUCAUUUAUGAUUUUAUUUUAACCAAACUUGCACACAACUUGUAUCACCAUAAGAUCUUGGUUCCUUUCUUCAACCGACCAGAUCCCAUUAUGGGUUCCAGAGUUAUGGCCCCUAAAGGGCCAAAAUUAGCUAUUUUUACAUUGUCUGCACAAUAGCAGCUUCAUUUAUGAUUUGAUUUUUACCAAACUUGCACACCACUUGUAUCACCGUGAGAUCUUGGUUCCUUUCUUGAACUGGCCAGAUUCCUUCAUGGGUUCCAGAGUUAUGGCCCAUGAAAGGGCCAGAAUUAGCUAUUUUACCCUUGUCUGCACAAUAGCAGCUUCAUUUAUGAUUUGAAUUUAACCAAACUUGCACACAACUUGUGUCACCGUAAGAUCUUGGUUCCCUUCUUGAACUGGCCAGAUUCCAUUAUGUGUUCCAGAGUUAUGGCCCCUGAAAGGGCCAAAAUUAGCUAUUUUGACCUUGUCUGCACAAUAGCAGCGUCAUUUAUGAUUUGAAUUUCAAUUGAACUUGCAGAAAACUUGUGUCACCAUAAGAUCUCAGUUCCUUUCUUGAACCGACCAGAUCCCAUUAUGUAUUCCAGAGUUAUGGCCCCUAAAAGGGCCAAAAUUAGCUUUUUUGACCUUGUCUGCACCAUAGCAGCUUCAUUUAUGAUUUGAUUUUAAUCAAACUUGCACAAAACUUGUGUCACCAUAAGAUCUCGGUUCCUUUCUGGAACUGACCAGAUCCCACAAAGGUUCCAGAGUUAUGGCCCCUGAAAGGGCCAAAAUUAGCUUUUUUGACCUUGUCUGCACAAUAGCAGCUUCAUUUAUGAUUUGAUUUUAACCAAACUUGCACACAACUUGUAUCGAACCAAGAUGUUGGUUCCUUUCUUGAAAUGGUUAGAUUCCUAUAUUUGUUCGGGAGUUAUGGCCCCUGAUAGGGCCAGAAUGAGCUAUUUUUACCUUGUCUGCACAAUAGCAGCUUCAUUUUUGAUUUGAAUUUAAUCAAACUUGCAAGGAACUUGUGUCACCAUAAGGUCUUGGUUCCUUUCUUGAAUCGGCCAGAUUCCCUAAUGGGUUCCAGAGUUACGGCCCAUGAAAGGGCCAAAAUUAGCUAUUUUGACGUUUUCGGCUUGAUAGCAGCUUUGUUGUUCCUGUCUUUUGGGCUUCAUCAGUCAAAAUUUUGCUCGAUGUAAUCCUUUGGGCAUAAAACUACUGGCCUGAUUUGAAAAUAAUUUUAUUUGAAGUAACUUUAAGAAAAUUUCAACUAUAUUUUCUCAUAAUUCUUUGAUUGAUCUGGAUUAUGAUUCUUUGAUCUUCUUGUCCUUAAGUGCAAUGGUAACAGGUGAGCGAUACAGGGCGAUUUUGGCCCUCUUGUUUAAAAUUUAGACAGGUCUUGUGUUUCCAUUUUAUUUUCUGUCACUUCUUUAAUUAUGUAUAUGGUGAAAAUGACUGAUGAUAAAAUUUAAUCAUG